Messenger RNA from Cryptotermes secundus, 11806 nucleotides. Its product is annotated as teneurin-m-like. Gene Ontology annotation, biological process: motor neuron axon guidance. NCBI's taxonomy places the organism in Eukaryota, Metazoa, Arthropoda, Insecta, Blattodea, Kalotermitidae. The record is from RefSeq and is a predicted model, not a curated record.
UUGGUCGGGUGGGAACGCAGUUGCAGUCGCGUGGUGUACAGUGUUGUGUAGUGUCUGGACAUGAAUGAUUGUGUUGAAUUGUGGACUGACCAUGUACAUUGCAGUUGUAACACGGGCUACGUCAUGGAUAACUGGAGUACUGGGAAAGGCCGCUUGUACCCUGCCUACAGCCUUAGUGGCUCGGAGGGGGAGGCUGAGUCUCCCACACACCAUUACCGAUCUCUGAGACGCCAACAUCCGCAACAACAGCAGCAUCCGCUGGUUGCUACUAACAGUCCGUACCAGCAACAUACGUACCAGCAGCCAUAUCAACACCAAUACCAGCAACCUCAACAGCAGCAACUACAGCACCCUGCAGGACUUAGCGAUACACCGACAUCGGAGAAUGCUUCGGACGCGACGUUAACGGACUCAGAAUUGGCCCUCGCCAGAGACUCCACUCUUCUCGUCCAUAACGGCUCACUGUUGGACAGUGCUCCACCUGAUGUACCACCUCGAAACCCCUCGAUGAAUCGACUAAACGGUCGCGUGGCCACGGGGAUCAUGGGGAACCCCGCCGACCGGGACGGCGAUUUUGAGCCCUCAUACCUCGUGAGGACACCGUCGGGCAAUGUCUACAUUCCCACAGAUGUACCGAAGGAUUCUCCUUUGGACUACAAGUCCAAUUCAUCAUGCAGCAGUCCAUCUAAAGGGGAUAUUCAGAAAAACUCUGAACGAUGUUCCUUGCCAUUCGGGACACCUGUUCCAGUCCUGCCCGUCCGUAAUAACUUGCGCCGCCCAAACUCGAGCCAUUUUCCACAAUCACGGUUCCAGUUUCGGAAAGGCCUCACUUCAAAAUGUACUUGGAAGUGUACUGCAAUUGUAUUCAUUAUUUUAUCAGUUGUACUUGCAGCAGCGCUGACAUAUAUGUCAGCGGUUAACCUAUUAAACUGGUCAUAUCAGAGUGCCAAAUCUUGCACAGUUCUUGUUGGAGAAAACACAGAAGUUUUCCCCAAGACGUCUGCUGAAACGAAUCGUUCGUCCAGUCGUCCUCGACCUUCUUCGGGAGGUAAAUACCUACAUGUUGGUGGCAAUGCUGUGUAUUCAUAUUCUUCUUCUUCUUCACCACCACACAGUAAAUCAGCCCCAAUGCACCUUCGUUGGCAUAGAUCAGUUAACCAGCAUGCCUUACCUUCUCCUAAUGUUGGUAUGAACAGUGACACUCCUGUUGCUGCCCAUGAUGUUGAUGAUGUAGAUGUUGCUGUGCAUGUUGACAAUUUAACUUCUGUGAGUUUGGUGCAUGACAGUAAGUCUGGCAGCACUGCUGAUGUUGCUGUCACAGACGAAGGAGGGAAUUUGAUCAGAGAAGGAGAUAUUUUUGUAUCGGACUUGCACCGGCAUGCCAAUGUGUCUGUCCUGCUUAAUGUGAGUGUUCCCAAGACUAAUGAUGCAAUUAGCAAUGCCAACAUUGAUGAGGGACUUUUAGAAGAAGAGGAGGGUAGUGGCUUUAUUCCAACCAGAAGACAUGUUGCAGACAUGCAUAAUCCUCCUUCUGAUUCUGUUCAACAUGACCAUCCUCCUGUGUAUUCAUAUGGUCAGGAUGAGGUGGAAAUCAUUAGACUGAACCAUGAGUCAGUGACCCUCAAGUCAGGCAAUAACAGUCUCCCACCACAUACAAGCCCAGAUGCCAACAAACUCAAUAAUGAAGUUAAGGACAUUCCUUCAUUUGAAGGUGACGAUAUUGACACUGAAGAUACAGAAGAUGAAACUGGCAAGGCUGAACAUGAAAAGGGUACAACUGGAAAGUCUGUAAUCACUACCACUUACCUGUCUGCAUUUCAGUCUGAUGCUACAACAAUGCAAUAUAAAGAUGAGUCAAAAUCUGACAUUUCUCUGUUUCAUACAUCCGUAGAGGCUCCUUCACAGUCAGAGAAACUAGAAGCAGAUAUGGUAAACAGUGCUACUGAAUAUAAUUCCCAGUCUGUUGUUAAGCAUGUUUCACCAGAGCAUGGUUCAAAAUUAAUACCACAUUCUGCAUCUGAGAGUGUCCUUAACAGCCACGCUGAAAUGCCUCAUAAUAUUGUGAAUGUAAGUACAUCAUUAACAGCUUUGCCAAAAGUCAAUGUGUUGGAACUGACACCCGAUUUAAAUGGCUCAUCUAGACAUGCUAAACGUGUGCUUGUGAAUGUAACAAUAGCCACCGAGGAUGCCGAUCAAAGCAAUGAGACUGGCUAUCACUUGAGUAACCACCAACCUGUAUACGUCCUCUCUGUGUCCGUUCCCACCAGCGGUGAUAGUGAGAGAGUGGCAGGCCUUGAUAUGAGUCCCGCAUCCCAGAAUGUUGCCUCUGUCCUUCUUGGUUUGAGCAAUGAGAAUGGUACUCAGACUUUGAUCUCUAAGCAUGAACAACCAGCCCCACUGCCAUCACUGCCACCAACCACCACUACCCUCACCCCUCCUCCUCCAACUACUGCUUUCCAACUGUGGGGUGGAGUAUGUGAAUGCUCUUGCCCAUGUCUCGAUAAUUCAGAGAACGAAACUGACCCGGACUUGGAAAAUGACAAUUUAGUGUCUGCCUCAACUGACACAUCAGUAUUUAUAGAAAAUGUUACAGUUCCCACAACACAGCAAGGAAAUCUCACUGGGCAAGAGAAACAAAUUGGUGACAUAGUUCUCAUACCUGAAACUGUUACAAUAAUAGAAGACUCCAGCACCACAUCUGAAAUACUGGCAACAGAGCCUGAUGAAGUCUCGACUGUGCCCUCGGAUGUGACCAUGACAGACAUUCCUGUGAAGAAGAUAGAAACCACUACAGUGGAAACAUCACCCUCACCAAAUUUCACAUAUAGCCCCUCUUCUGAGUUUACUGAUGAGUCUUCGAAUGCAGAGGUUUUGAUCAGCUCAUCUCCGUCACCCAUGCUGGAGAAUGUGUCAUCCACAUCUGUCAGUGAUGUAAUGACUGAGGUGUCAGCAGGUUUUACCAGCACCGAGAGUAACAGGCAGGACUGCCCAGUAGCCCCCACGGUCACUCCUCCUCCACCGCUCAUCCUCGUACUCAAAGGUGGCAAAAUUCCACCGAGAUCAUUUCCUCCUGAUGGAACAACUUUUUCACAAAUUUCUUUGGGUAAAAAAUUAUCAAAGGACAUUCCUCCAUAUAGUUAUUGGAACAUGCAGUUUUAUCAAUCAGAAGCCGCCUAUGUCAAGUUUGAUUACAGCAUUCCACGUGGUGCUAGCAUAGGUGUCUAUGCACGACGAAACGCGCUACCAACGCACACACAGUACCACAUCUUAGAUGUUUUAAGCGGUUUCAAGGCAAGAAGCAAAAGAGGUUCACACCCAACAGUGAAGAAAGAAGUGACUCACUUUAUGGAUCCUGGCCACUGGUUCCUGUCUCUGUACAAUGAUGAUGGCGAUGCACAGGAAGUCUCAUUCGUUGCUGUCAUCUCAGAAGAUAUGACACAGAACUGUCCUAAUGGUUGCAGUGGGAAGGGAGAAUGUUUACUGGGACACUGUCAAUGUAACCCAGGGUUUGGAGGAGAUGAUUGCAGUGAAAGUGUAUGUCCUGUUUUGUGUAGCCAGAGAGGGGAUUAUAUCAAUGGUGAAUGUCAGUGUAACCCAGGGUGGAAAGGCAAAGAGUGCAGUCUUAGGCAUGAUGAAUGUGAGGUCCCUGACUGCAAUGGUCAUGGUCACUGUGUCAAUGGGAAAUGUGCUUGUGUCCGUGGUUACAUGGGCAAGUUCUGUGAGGAGGUGGACUGCCCUCAUCCCACUUGUUCUGGACAUGGGUUCUGCGCAGAAGGCAUUUGUAUUUGCAAGAAAGGAUGGAAAGGAGCAGACUGUAGCCAGAUGGAUAGUGAUGCCCUUCAGUGUCUCCCAGACUGUUCAGGUCAUGGUAGCUUUGACCUUGAGACUCAGACCUGUAGCUGUGAACCCAUGUGGUCAGGAGAUGACUGCUCAAGAGAGCUCUGUGACCUGGACUGUGGACCACAUGGUCACUGUGUUGGUGACUCAUGUAUGUGCAAUUCUGGAUGGUCUGGAGAUUACUGCAGUGUAAUGAACAUGGACAAUGUAAAAAUGGCACGUGCUUGUGCGUGACGGGAUGGAACGGACGUCAUUGUACUAUGGAAGGCUGUCCAAACAGCUGUAGUGGACAUGGUCAGUGUCGAGUCAACAGCGAUGGUGCAUGGGAAUGUCGCUGUUAUGAAGGUUGGGAUGGACGAGACUGUAGUGUUGCUUUGGAACAGAGCUGUAGUGAUGGAAGGGACAAUGAUAAAGAUGGUCUAACUGACUGUGAAGAUCCUGAGUGUUGCUCCAAUCAUCUAUGUCGCAGUAGUCAACUCUGUGUGUCAGCUCCCAAACCUAUUGACAUUCUACUCAGGAAACAGCCCCCUGCCAUUACAGCAUCUUUCUUCGAGCGAAUGAAGUUCCUUAUAGAGGAAGGAAGCCUCCAAAAUUAUGCUCGCCAGGAAACAUUCAACGAAAGUGUGUUCUGGAAUCACUUCAACACCAGCCGAUCAGCUGUGGUGCGGGGACAUGUUGUGACAUCGAUGGGUAUGGGACUGAUGGGCGUACGAGUGAGCACAAGCACUCCUCUGGAAGGUUUCACACUUACUCGCGAAGAUGGAUGGUUUGAUCUUUUGGUAAAUGGUGGAGGAGCUGUAACCCUCCAGUUUGGACGCAGCCCUUUCCGACCCCAGAGCCAUAUUGUCAGUGUUCCUUGGAAUGAGGUUGUGAUUAUUGACACAGUUGUAAUGGAGAUUGGAGAUGAGAAAGCUGUGCCUUUGGUACCUCACUCAUGUGCUGCUCAUGACUAUGACCUCAUGAAACCAGUGGUGCUUGCAACAUGGAAACAUGGCUUCCAGGGAGCUUGUCCAGAUAAGAGUGCAAUUCUAGCCGAGUCACAGGUUGUGCAAGAAAGCUUGCCUAUCCCAGGUACUGGCCUCAAUCUUGUAUACCACAGCUCUCGUGCAGCAGGCUAUUUGUCCACCAUCCAGCUUCAGUUAACACCAGAAACAAUCCCAGCUUCACUCAAACUCAUCCAUCUUCGAAUCACCAUUGAGGGAAUUCUUUUUGAGAAGACCUUUGAAGCUGAUCCAGUCAUUAAAUUUACUUAUGCCUGGAAUAGGCUUAAUGUUUAUAGGCAACGUGUUUAUGGUGUAACAACUGCUAUGGUUAAGGUUGGCUAUGAGUACAAUGAUUGCAAGGACAUUAUUUGGGAUGUACACACAAAGCUCAGUGGACAUGACAUGAGCAUCUCUGAAGUUGGAGGAUGGAAUCUUGACAUUCAUCAUAGAUACAACUUCCAUGAAGGCAUACUUCAAAAGGGAGAUGGUUCCAAUAUCUAUCUGAAGCAUAAGCCACGAGUAAUAUUGACUUCAAUGGGUGAUGGACAUCAGCGCCCUCUUGAUUGUUUUGAGUGUGAUGGCCAAGCAUCUAAACAGAGAUUAUUGGCUCCAGUAGCUCUUGCUGCAUCUCCUGAUGGUUCUAUCUUUGUUGGGGAUUUCAAUCUGGUCCGAAGGAUCCUCGUGGAUGGAACAGUGAGGACUGUUGUGAGACUGAAUGCAACACGCGUGUCUUAUCGGUACCACCUAGCUCUCAGUCCACUGGAUGGAGUUUUGUACAUCUCAGACCCAGAAUCCCAUCAGAUCAUCCGAGUAAGGAGCAUAGAGGACUACUCAGAUCCUGAUCACAACUGGGAAACUGCAGUCGGCUCGGGUGAGCGGUGCUUGCCAGGGGAUGAGGCACAUUGCGGAGAUGGAGCACUUGCAAGAGAUGCCAAACUUGCAUAUCCGAAAGGAGUGGCUGUCUCAGCUGACAAUGUGUUGUACUUUGCUGAUGGCACCAACAUUCGUAUGGUUGAUCGUGAUGGCAUUGUGACAACUGUUAUUGGCAAUCACAUGCACAAGUCCCACUGGAAACCAAUUCCUUGUGAAGGAACUCUAAAUGUGGAAGAGGUUCACUUGCGUUGGCCAACUGAACUGGCAAUCAGCCCUCUAGACAACUCCUUGCAUAUCAUUGAUGACCACAUGAUCCUGCAGUUGGCUCCUGAUGGUCGUGUCAAAGUUGUAGCUGGACGCCCAUUACACUGCCCAUCACCCGUCGGAGGCUAUGAUACUGAACUGGCAACACAUGCUACAUUAGUGAUGCCACAAAGCAUCGCAUUUGGCCCCUCUGGAGACCUGUAUGUGGCCGAGAGUGACUCGCAGAGGAUCAACAGAGUGAGAGUGAUUGGAACUGACAGCAAGAUCUCCCAUUAUGCUGGAGCUGAAUCCAAGUGCAAUUGCUUGGACCGCGGUUGCGAUUGUUUUGAAGAAGACCAUUUCUUGGCUUCCACAUCUAAGUUCAACACCAUCUCCUCCGUGGCUGUGACACCUGAUGGUAUUCUGCAUAUAGCAGAUCAGGCAAAUUACAGGAUUCGAUCAGUAACAGCCAGUAUCCCGGAUGCAAGUGUAUCGCGAGAGUAUGAGAUAUUCUCCCCAGACACACAAGAGAUCUAUGUGUUCAACCGAUUUGGACAACACAUUGUGACUCGCAACAUUCUCACUGGAGAGACAAGUUACCUCUUCACAUAUAAUGUGAACACGAGCAAUGGGAAACUGAGCACAGUGACAGAUGCUGCAGGAAAUAAGGUGUUCCUCCUGCGUGACUAUUCAAGCCAGGUUAACUCCAUUGAAAACACAAAAGGUCAAAAAUGCAGAUUACGGAUGUCACGGAUGAAGAUGUUGUAUGAACUGAGUACACCUGAUAAUUACAAUGUCACAUUCGACUAUCAUGGUCCAACUGGAUUACUCAAAACUAAACUUGACAGUACAGGACGUAGUUAUGUCUAUAAUUAUGAUGAAUUUGGACGCUUAACAUCUGCUAUUACACCAACUGGAAAGGUCAUCAGUCUUUCAUUUGAUCUCAGUGUAAAAGGAGCUACUGUGAAAGUUACUCAGAAUAACAGGAAACCUGUGUCGAUGCUCAUCAAGGGCUCCAGUGUUGUCACUAGGCUAGGUGAAGCAGAACACCGAACUUUGGUUCUGGCAGAUGGCAGUGUGGUCAACAUGGCUCCUUGGUCUCAUACUGUGAGUACCGAUACUGUUCCCUACACAGUUCUGUCAGACAUUGACCCUGUGUUGGGUGAGAGCUUCCCAGUUCCAGCCAAGCAGAAAACUGAGAUUGGAGGAGAUCUGGCUAAUCGUUUUGAAUGGCGAUAUUUCUUACGGCGAGCCCAAGGUGGUGGCAAAUCUGGUGGUGGCAGAGGUAGCGGCAAGCCUGUGGUGCAAAUUGGACGGAAACUACGGGUUAAUGGUGAAAACCUGCUUACUACAGAAUAUGAUCGUGAGACAGGAACAGUGGCUGUUUUCAUGGACGAUCGCAUCACUGAACUUCUAAAUGUGACUUAUGAUCGUACUGCAAGGCCUGUCAAAUGGGGACCAAGGAACGGGAUUUUUGCUGGUGUGGAGUUAGAAUAUGAUCGCUUCAGUCGCCUGACAAGCUGGAAAUGGGGAGAUCUCACUGAGAGCUAUGGCUUUGACAGAGCUGGACGCCUUUCUGAGAUACGCUAUGGUGAUGGAUCAGCGAUGAUCUAUGCUUUCAAGGAUAUGUUCAGCAGUCUGCCUCUGAAGGUAACAACACCUCGAGGAAGUGACUACCUCUUGCAGUAUGAUGAGGCUGGAGCGCUGCAGUCACUAACAACCCCACGGGGACAUAUCCAUGCAUUCUCCCUUCAAACAUCACUGGGAUUUUUCAAGUACCAGUACUUCUCACCUAUGAACCGCCACCCAUAUGAGAUACUAUACAAUGAUGAUGGUCAGAUCUUGUUCAAAGUAUACCCACACCAAUCUGGUAAAGUGGUAUAUAUCUAUGAUCAAAACGGGAAACUGGAGACAAUCCUUGCAGGUCUUUCAUCCAUCCAUUAUACAUAUCAGGAGAGCAUGAGUCUUGUGAAGAGUAUCGAAAUUAUAGAACCAAACUUUGAGCUGAAGCAGGAAUAUAAGCACCAUGCUGGGAUCCUCAAGGAUGAAAGGCUCAAAUAUGGAAGUAAGAGUGGCCUAGACAAUGCUCAUUUCCGCUAUCAGUAUGAUGGAAAUGCCAGAAUAUCUGGUAUUGAUGUAGAGAUCAAUGGCAAGGAACUGCCUCAGUUAAGACUGAAGUACAACCAGAACUUGGGAAUGCUGGAAGGCGUCAGUGACCUCCGUAUCUAUCGCAAUACUUUCAACCGUUCGGUGAUGCAAGACACCAGUAAGCAAUUCUUCACCAUCACUGAUUAUGACAGCCAUGGUCGCAUAAAGUCCCUGCUUAUUAAUAUUAAGUCAUUUGAUGUGUACAGACUUGAGCUGGAUUAUGACAAACGCAACAGAAUCAAAACGCAGAAACUAAAAAUUGGUGCAACAUCCUCUACAGACCGAGUAACCUAUAAUGCUGAUGGUCAUGUGAUGGAAGUGAUAGGCAAUGGGAACUGGAAAUAUGUUUAUGAUGAGAAUGGUAAUGUCAUAGGUGUUAUCGAACAAGGCGAGAAGAUCUCCCUGGGGUAUGAUAGUGGUGACCGUGUGGUUCAAUAUGGUGAUGUAGAGUUCAAUAGCUAUGAUGGACGAGGUUUUGUGGUGCGAAGAGGGGAGCAGAAAUACCGUUACAAUUCCCGUGCUCAGCUUAUCCAUGCAUUUGAACGUGAUAAGUUCCAGACUUGGUAUUUUUAUGAUGAUCGUGGUCGCCUUAUAUCGUGGCAUGAUGAACGCGGCAAUGUAACACAAUAUUUCUAUGCCAACCCUAGUACUCCUGAUCUUAUCUCACAUGUUCACUUUCCUAAGACUGGUCGAACAUUUCGACUUCUGUAUGAUGAGCAUCAUGUACUUAUCACCGUGGAGACAUCUGAACAGCGGUUCUAUGUGGCAUCAGAUCCUAAUGGCUCACCACUGGCAUUGUUUGAUACCAAUGGCAACAUUAUAAAAGAAAUUCGUCGUACACCUUUUGGUAAAGUGACUAAGGAUUCAAAUCCAGACUUCUACCUUCCUGUUGACUUCCAUGGAGGAUUACUGGACCCUAACACAGGCCUUGUAUACCUCAACAAGAGAUUAUAUGAUCCCGUAGUAGGGCAGUGGAUGACUCCUGCCUGGGAGGAGCUGGCCAACCAACUCACUACACCAACAGAUGUCUUCAUCUAUCGCUUCAACAACAAUGAUCCUAUCAAUCGCAGACACAACAUUACAUAUAUGACAGACCUGCCAAGCUGGCUGAAGCUGUAUGGCUAUGAUGUGGACAGCAUGCUGGGAUCAUCUUACACUUCACGUAUGGUGUACCAGCCACGGGCAAUUGUGACGUCUCCUCAGCUUUCUCCUGACUUUGGUGUGAUGUCAGGGCUACAGUGCAUAGUAGACAAGAUGAACGAAAAGUUCAGUGACCUGGGCUUUGUUCCAAAGCCACUUCUGAAAAUGGAGCCCAAAACACGAAACCUUCUUCCACGAGUGGCAUACAGGAGGGCUGUAUUUGGUGAAGGAGUGCUCAUCUCACGGGUGGCGGGAAGAGCCAUGGUCAGUGUGGUAGAAGGUGUCAAUGGGGUUGUUCAGGAUGUGGUAACAUCUGUGUUCAAUAAUUCAUACUUCCUGGACUUGCACUUUAGUCUACAUGACCAAGAUGUGUUCUAUUUUGUGAAGGAUAAUGUCUUAAAAAUUCGCGAUGAUCAGGAGGAACUACGGCGUUUGGGUGGAAUGUUUAACAUCUCAGCACAUGAGACAGCAACUGAACAUGGUGGAGCAGGUGGCACUAAAGAGCUAAGGCUUCACAAUUCUGAUGCAGCUGUUUUCAUUCGAUAUGGUGCAGAUCCUGAACAGGAGCGUCAUCGCAUUUUCAAACACGCACACAAACGAGCUGUGGAACGAGCAUGGGAACUGGAGAAGCAGCUGGUGGCAGCCGGCUUCCGUGGGCGUGGGGAUUGGACCGAGGAAGAAAAAGAAGAACUUAUCCUGCAUGGGGAUGUGGAUGGUUAUGAAGGGGUGGACAUCCACAGCAUUCAUCGAUACCCCCAACUGGCAGAUGAUCCUGGAAAUGUCGCCUUCCGUCGGGACACAAAGCGCAAGAGAAGAAAGAGUAGUGGAGGAGGUCGGAGACUGAGAUCUCGUAGGCAUGACUCGUGAUUCUGUACGACCCCUGUUUGACUGCCGGCAGGCCAGACGAUGUCCUGUCAAGGAUUAAAUAUUGCAGAACUUUUAAAUGGUUCCAAAACAAACAGUUGUUUAAACAUCAUAAAACUUUUCCUUCCUCUGGUACUACAAACAUACCUGUGAAAAUACUCCUGGCAAAAAUCAGACAAAUGCAGGCAAUACUUAAUGAUACAUAACUAAAACUGCUUCUCUUUCAUCCUCAAGAGACCACUGAAAAUGGUCUUAACUAGUCCUUCUGUGUCCAUCACGAUAAUUCGUGACGAGCCAUGUGUAUGUGUGGAUGAGUUCUAGAAUGAGAGGUAAUAUCAUGUAUAUUUUAUAACUUUCCAGAGUGUGUGCAAUGAAUAUUUCCUACGAGACGGUAUCAAAACAUUUCAUAUGAUUAUCAUGUAUUUGAAUGGAAAUGAAAGAGUGGAAUGUAUGAAAGAAUCUUGAGACCCCAUUCGAUGACUAUGAACUGCUUCCAUGAGAAAUGAGUCAUUAGAGAAUAGAUAUGAGAGCAAGAGAAAGGAUUGUACAAUGUUGCUAUGCCCAGUGCAGGGUAUUUCCUUGAGGCUCUUAGAGCAGUGUAUAUAGAUGCUUGCAAAUUAGUGCUGAUGAAAUGUGACAGAAGAGCAGAAGAAAACAAUGGCACCAGCUUAACCUUGCAACAGAAUCCUUUCUUAUACAAGUUGCAUCUUCAGUAUAGCACACAACCCUUCUGAACAUAACCUCUCAACAUCAGAUUUCUUCAGUAACAUUAUGAACUUCCAAAUUGCAAUAUAUAGGCCUAUGGUGUUCUGUUUUUUAAAUUAAGACUGGAAUAUUGUGUUUCUGUCAGACACAGUAAGCACAGCAUAUAGUGGCAACAGAAGUAAUUGUGCUUUUUGGAAUAUCUAGCAUUUAAAUAUUUAAUAAUUAAAAUAAAAAAACAGGGUAGUCACCAAACCAAACAGAAAUACCAAUAAUUAAGUUAGAAGAACCCAUAAAUAAGCAUUCUAUGUUUCUGGUAUGAUAUUACUUUCACAACACAUAUUUCAUACUCCCUGGUACAAAUGAGUGUGUGUCCACCCCUUCUUUUUUUUUUUUAUACAAACCUAACUCGAGAAAAGUGUGCAGUGGUGAACAGUGUGCACAGCCCAAUUCUUCAGUAGAUAUCAGCCAAAAGAAAACUUACACAAGCUUUUUAUAGGAAGUACUUGAAAACCCAUAAUAUUCUGUUACUACAAUAUUGUACAUAUUCCGAAGAAGAGAACGAACCGUUCCUCGUUGUGCUUACAGUUGCAGACCCAGCUCUGCAAUUUCUAGAUGACUCAUCUUUCAGUGUCUGUGAUUUUGCAUUGCAAUAUAAAUACAGUAGUGUGAAUGCCAUUCAGAAUAUGUUUUAGGUCAGAAUUUUUUAUAAUAACUGCAGUUUUUAUUGAAUGGCAACUUUGAUAGUCUUAAAAGCAAGGGGGGUUGGCGUGUGUCAAGAUAUAGUUGUCGUCAAAGUGAAGGGUGUAAAAAAAUAGGACUCCAAAUAAUUUCCAGGCUAACAAGUUCUUGUGAGGCAAUUUUUUGUUUCAUAAAUAUGCUCACAUGGCUUCUAUCCUUGGUGCUUUAUAGUGGUAACAAGACAAGAGCUGUUCUAAUUGUACUUGGAAGUGAUGCUUUAUGAUUUCUGUGAAGUCUGUAAUGUAAUCUGGGUACAGUUUGUGGUAAUUCAUUCU